GCAAAAAAACCACUCGUUCUUCCCACCCCACCCUGUAUCUAUUGCACUGGUUUAAGCCUUUAUGGGUCAAAAACCAGGACUUUGAAUUGGGAGCAGAAACUGAUCAGCAGCGCGCGAUCUCCUUUUCCGCCAACGCGCGUCAGCUUUGCGCCUCUUCCGCGUUCAGUUUGCAAGCGGCCUUUGUGCCUCCUGCCUGGCGAGGACGCGCGCGGGAGCGCGGGCCGUGCUUUCCGUUGCCCGGGGAACUAGUCCCCGCCCCUUCAGAGCGGCGGUCAGCUGAUUGCUAAGAACCCUCGAGGGGGGAAAGGGGAGGGAGGAAGGGCGUAGCUUAUCCCAGGGACGGGGACACCCAGAGGACUCCAGACUGGGCGCGACAACGAGCCUCGGAGGGUCUCUGCCCCGAAGGAAGCCCUAAACUCCUGGACUGCUGCUGCCGCCUCGACCGGCCAUGGAUUGCGACGGCUACCCCGCGUGCUUGGACGGGAUAGAAUAUGACGAUUUCCAGUUUGGCCCUCCUUUGAUUGAGCAUGGAAACCUCAUGGAAACCGUUGAAGGCCCGUUCCUCACUAUCAUUGAGCAGCCAAAGCAGCGAGGUUUCCGGUUCCGAUAUGGCUGUGAAGGUCCCUCGCAUGGUGGGCUGCCUGGAGCAUCUAGUGAGAAGGGACAUAAGACUUACCCCACAGUUAAGAUCUCCAAUUAUUUCGGGAUGGCUAGGAUAGAAGUGGACCUGGUGACUCACACUGACCCUCCGCAGGUGCAUGCCCACAGCCUCGUGGGAAAGCAGUGCAACGAAGCUGGCAAUUGCAUUGUAACUGUGGGCCCAAAGGACAUGACGGCACAAUUUAACAACCUGGGUGUGCUCCAUGUGACCAAGAAGAACAUGAUGGAGGUCAUCCGGGACAAACUGAAGAAGCAGAAGAUGCGGACCAGAGUGCAGUCUCUGACAGAAUCUGAAGAAGAAGAGAUUGAGCAAGAGGCUAAGGAGCUGAAGAAAACAAUGGACCUCAGCAUUGUCCGGCUGCGAUUCAGUGCCUACCUUCGUGACAGCAGUGGAAACUUCAGCCUGGCGUUGAAGCCGGUUAUCUCGGACCCUAUCCACGACAGCAAAUCCCCCGGGGCUUCCAACCUGAAGAUCUCAAGAAUGGACAAGACAGCUGGUUCCGUGCGAGGCGGGGAUGAAGUUUACCUGCUGUGUGAUAAAGUCCAGAAAGAUGAUAUUGAGGUGCGGUUUUAUGAAGACGAUGAGAAUGGCUGGCAGGCCUUUGGGGACUUCUCCCCUACAGACGUACACAAACAGUACGCCAUUGUGUUCCGCACGCCACCCUACCACAAGACCAAGAUAGAGCGCCCGGUCACCGUGUUCCUUCAGCUGAAGCGCAAGCGAGGGGGUGACGUGAGUGACUCCAAGCAGUUUACCUACUACCCGGUGGUGGAAGAUAAGGAAGAAGUGGAGAGGAAGCGGAAGAAGACCUUGCCCCAGUUCCCUCAGCACUUUGGGGGCGGCUCGCCCAUGGGUGGCGCUGGAGGUGGAGCCGGUGGAUUUGGUUCUGGCGGAGCUGGGAAUCCCUGGCACUCGGCAGGAUACAGUCCUUGCAGCAACAGCAGCGUCUACCUCUCCGGCACCUACCCAGUGGGCAACUACCAAGGAGGGAGAGGCAUCCACAUGCCAGGAACUGCCAAGCCAGAAGAGGGGGAGCAGCAAACAUUAGAAGAUGGGAGCCGGACCUCCACAGAGGAAAAGUGCUACGCAGAACUCCUGCAGCAUGCUCAGGAGUGCAGCUCGUGGAUGCUGAUGCUCGCUCGGCGCAGCUCCCGGGCUCUUCUCGACUACGCGGUCACGGCCGACCCGCGGAUACUGCUGGCUGUGCAGAGGCACCUGGCUGCCUCUCAGGACGAGAACGGAGACACGCCUUUGCACCUGGCUAUCAUCCAUGAGCAGACAGCUGUGAUUGCACAGCUGGUCCAAGUGGCAGUCAGCAUCCCCAAUCAGCAGAUCCUCAACAUCGCAAAUCACUUGCAGCAGACCCCUUUGCACCUGGCUGUGAUCACCCGCCAGCCCAGGGUGGCUGGGUUCUUGCUGCAGGCUGGCGCGGACCCCACUCUGCUGGAUCGCUAUGGCAACUCAGUAGUGCACCUGGCGCUGCAGCUGGGGGAUGAGGAGAUGCUGAAGACCCUCCUCUGUCACCUCGGCUCCCACACCCUCCAGCUCCUGGAAACACCUAAUUAUUAUGGCCUUUUCCCUGUGCACCUUGCUGUGAAGUGCAAGAAUCUGGCCUGCAUCGAGCUGCUUGUCGAGAAGGGAGCGGAUGUGAACGCAGGCGAGCGGCAGAGUGGCCGGAGCCCUUUGCAUCUCGCUGUGGAGAUGGAGAACCUUAACCUGGCGACGUACCUGUUGAAGAAGCUGGGAGCAGAUGUGAAUGGCCAGACGUCGGCUGGCAAUACGCCUCUUCACCUGGCAGCAGGCAUGGGUUCCCCAAUCCUUACCAGGAUGCUGAUCAAAGCAGGAGCAGAUGUCCUGUGUGAGAACGACGAGCCCAUCUCGGCGCCCUCGUCUAACCCAGGCAGCGACGUGGAGUUGGAAGAGGAGGAGGAAUGGGUCAUGGAGCUGGGAGAGGCUCUGGUGAAGCCGGGUGAAGACUGCGCGGCUGAGCUGAAGAGCAAAUGGCCUGACAAGCAGUGGCGGGGGCACACGCCAUUGGACUUGACUUCGAGCCAGAAGGUGCGGGAGAUACUGCAGCAAGCAUUGCUGCAGAACCCAGAAAGGGAGCCGUCUGCUGAGACUCCUGCUUCCAGGCAAGGGAGCAUCCUGUCUCUGAAUAGUGACACCCUCCGGAGUCUAGAGCAGCUUCUGAACCAUGACUGCCAAGGGGCAGACUGGGCAGAGCUAGCCAAGAGACUGGGCCUCUGCAGCCUGGUGGAGACCUACAGAGGGGCAGAGUCACCCAGCAGAAGACUUCUCCUGAGCUAUGAGCUUGCCGGCGGCAGCCACAGAGGUCUGCUGGAAGCGCUUGACUCCAUGGGACUGACGGAGGGAGUGAAGCUACUGCAGAGACCAGAGACGUUCGUCAAGCUACAGAGUACAGCAGAGCUGAAGGAAGAUAGCGCCUAUGGGAGCCAGUCCGUGGAAGAGGAGCCGGCAGCCCUGCCAGGGAAGCUUCCACCAGCCUCCUCGCUGGAUGUGCCGCCAUUCUUGCCUCACAGCCAGCAGGAGCAAGUGCACUGAUACGAGAGAAGCCGGAGCCCCGCUGGGGGAAGGGUGAUCUCGGACAUGUGCCUUUUGGACUCAGGACUCGGGCAUCAGGAGCUGGGAAGGCUGUGCAGAGCUUGGCACAGCUCUGAUUUUCACAGCUGGUCUGCACAGUGUAGGAAGGACUCUGUUGCAGCUAGCUCAGCCUGCCUUGCAUUCACCAGACCUUCACCAAACGGGGGAGAUAGGCGGUUGUUUUUUGUCCUGGUGCCUUUUAUCAAAUUCUGGCCCAAAUCUGAUCAGGACUUGGGGUCCUCUGCUCUUCCUGUGACAACCUUGCUCCCCAGCAUCAGCCACGUCUCCUGUGAUGGGUUUGGCUUCGUUGGACAAUGGAUUCUAUUUACUCUUGAGCUCCUGGACUGCCCCACAAAAUGGUCCCCUUUUAGUGCCUUUUUUUAUAGUCCUAAUGAUUCACGUGCCUGCCUUCUCCUUGGGAAUUAAUGGUUCUACAGAACUGAAUUUUCAGCUGUGGCUAGGCAAUUUGGGGCAGAACCCCCAAAAUGCAUUCGGACGAAAGAAACCCUACGUUUGGCACAAUCCCCGUGUCACGUGAAGCAGGGUAACAGCCCUUUCGGAACCUCUUGAACAGAUCUGUUGCUUAGUCCUACGAUCUAAUUUGCAUUUGAGCAAACCCUUACGUAAUGGCUCAUCUAGGAAAAUUCGCUAACAUGCCAUUUUAAUAGUUGCCUAUCAGCAGGUGUCCAAGCUGCACAUUGUUUUCAAGUGACAAAGGGUACCUUCAUGAGAAUGCCAUUCAACGUCAGUAAACAGUUUCCACAAGUGAAGAGAGAAGCAUGUUCUGGCUGUUGGUAGCGGCUGACAGUGGGGCUGCCUAGUCAGAGGUGUGUGAGGGGGGAGAGCUUUUACAAUGUUGAGUAGCUAAAACUUUGAUGUAAAGAUUUUCAGUUAUGAAUCCAUGCUGGUUUGUUGGGGGGGUCUUCUGAGCUGAAAAUUCCAACCUUGGCUUCAGACCCCCCCCCCCCCAGUUCUGUGACGGGAAUAAAUGAUGCAAAUUUGCAUGUAUCUGUUACUUGGUACAGAGCGAAGAGGCCUUUUUAGGAGAACUCGGCCCUUUGGAUAGAAGAAGGAAACAGGCCACCAGAGGACAAAAGUAUUGAGCGGAUGACUGACAAGUUCUGCCACAACGGCACUCCAAUUUCUAAGUCUUUGUAGUUUUCUGUCAUAGAGAAUAGACUUGUGCUUUGCGGAUAGUUUUUUUAAAAAUAAAUAAAAAUCCCAGGGUGAUCAUGUCCGCAUCAAAAGUACAUUCAUCAUUGAUGCUUUAGCUGAGACUCCAGCAUUAGCAGAGGGUUGGACUAGAUGACCCUUGGGUCUCUUCCAACGCUACGAUUCUAUGCUGAUUAAUGCAAUUUUCUAGACCAUUUGCCUUCCAGGUGUCCUCCAGAUGUUUUGGACUACCUCUCCAAUCAACCAGUGUGGCCCAAAAGAAUCUAGAGAGCAUAAGGUUAGUGAAUGCUGUUUCAGGCUGUUAAGAAAAUGUUCUGUUAGCUUACAACAGGUUGUGUGUUUAUAUGUAAGACUAAGUCAAACCCGAGUUUAAUGUGAGCAUGCUGGCUUCAGAGGAGGAGAGUGGAGCUGCUUGCCUCCUCUGUCCAUUUUAUCUUAGUGCAACAUGGCAGUUUAGCCAAGGUUUUAGUGUGCUGUUUGAACCCAGGUUUGUGGUUGAGCUUUAUUUCCCUCUUGACCACAGUUUCUGCUCCAUGGUUUUGUCUUGGCUGCAGAUGGUUCUUGAGGAGGAGAACUUAGUCAGGACCCCAGCAGGUGACAGACAAGUGGCUAUUGGGCAGUAAGAAUCUGGAUUGGUGUGUUGCUGUGGCUUCUGGGUAAAUUUGUGGGGAAUGGCAGCCAAGAGCAGAGUUCUCUCUUCCAGGGAUGAUGCUCAGGAGCCAGCCUUUCUUCCAAAGCAGAGUGGUUUAUAUAUGUGCCACUUUUCUGCCAUCCUUGCUUAUUAACGUUAGGAAAAAUUCACUACCAGAGAAGGGCUAGUUGAAUGAUCUGGCCCUUUCCAAGUACAGUGGUGCCUCGCUAGACGAAUUUAAUUCGUUCCACGGGUCUUUUCUUAUAACAAAUUUUUUUUUUUUGCCCAUAGGAACACAUUAGUUGAAUUUCAAUGCAUUCCUAUGGGAAACCGCGAUUCGGUAGACGAAUUUUUCGUAAAACGAAUUGGUCUAGCGAGGCAACCUCCACUAAAAAAACCCUUUCGUUAAGCGGAAAUUUUGUUAAGCAGGGCAUUCGUUAAGCGAGGCACCACUGUACCUCUCCUCUUCCUCAUUGCCCUGUAUUCCAUGCAGAUAAGCCUUUGAACUGCUUUUACGAAUUCAUCAGAGUAAAAAUUGGAACCGCCAUUCUCUACCCCUCCUCCUGAGUUUUCAGAACUUGCUGUAACCGGCAAAAAUGCAGUGUUCUCUUCACUGUCUUUACUUCCUUCGUUGCGUUCUCUUACUGCUGUUGCUCUACUCAGUUUCUCCUUUUAUCCUGCUGUUCCAGACACACCUCCCAUUUUUGCUUGCUGCUUUAUUUUGAACUCGCAAUAGACAUGCUGUAUGUACUUUGCUCUAGUUCCUGCCUGAUUCUUUUCAUUCUCCAGUCUCUAACCUUGAUAAACCCCGGUAGCAUCCAGGGAGUUUAGGUUGGGAGGCAGCUGGCAAAGCCAUUUCCCCCACCCCCAGCCCUCUGCAAAGCCUCUCCAGCUCCUUAUGGGCUGUGUUUCUUAGAGAAUGGCAGAGAGAGGGAGAACUGCCCCAAAUUAGCUAGAGGGCUCUUGGGCCCCAAACCAUAUUUCACUGUGUUGGCAUUAGCUCUGUAGAAUUCCCUUCCUCCCGAUAGCUGCCUGGUUUCAUCUGUUUCCUUCCUUAACCCUUACUGUUGUCAUGUGCUACAUCUGAUCCUUUUUUCCCUCCAGCUCAGCCCUUCAUGGUGUCUCUUGUAGCAGCUUGCUUCAGAUAAGCCAGGCUACACUCUCUUCAGGUCCCCCCAUCCCUCAGGUAUGUCCAUUUUGUUUGUAUGUGUAUGCAUAGCAACCGUGCGCCGUCUUCUAUUUAGCUUUCUCCAGCCCCUGCAGUAUUUCACCUGUCUGAAUAGUGAGUGGUGUGCCUUGUUCCCUGUGGCGAUGGCCUUGCUCCAGGUAACUAGUUACCCAGGAGCUGCUUGCCUUUUGCUCCUCUCAACCAUAACAGCCAGCAUGGCCAAUGGUCAGGGAUAUGGUGGCAGUUGGGCACCCCAACGAGAGCUGUGGGAUCCCUACUUUCCACAAAGGUCAGGCAGCUUCCUGCUCCUUAUCUAACCCAAGUGUUGAAAAACAAAACGGCCGCCCUUCUGCAUGGUAGUGCCCCCCCCCGGCUAUCUUUUUUUCAGUUGGGUAGGAGCAGCUGUUGUAGUUGGUGUAGGACAGCAGAGUUAAGGUGCUUUUGGCUCAGGGAGAAGCAGGUCAAUGAAGGUGCUUGAAUAAGUUUUACUUAGGUAAUUAAAGGAAGAAACUGUACAGAGCUCUUUUAGGUUUGUUUUUUUACAGUCAAUUCAAGAGCAGAAUAAAAAAUUGACACAUUCAGAGAGUCAGUGCUGGAAACAGCCAGCCAGUCCCCCGCCCUUCUUUACGUCUGCAGAAUUUCCCAUUUGCUUUUGCCCCCCCCCCCCGACUGUCACCUGGGGCUUUCUUUAACCCAUCUCCUGCUGUUUUAAGCAAGUAUUGGAGCCACAGCCUUAAAGCCCUUUGAAGUGACAAGUGAGAAGGCGCAGGCCGGCUGUGUGCAGCCAAGUUUUCUUGGCUCCCUGGCUGUUGUUGGAAUACAACUCCCAUCAUCUCUAGCAACAGCCGGGGACCCAAGUUUGAGGAAACACUGGUUGAGGGGUGGAAAUGCUCCUGGCAAUUUCAGAACCCUCCACCCACGUGAGAUUAAUCUAUAUAUAUUCUGGCACUAGGACUAUGGGGCCACUCAGUUCUGGCCCCUGCAUUGUUUAAGCCUCACAUCAACUAGGCCAAAAAAAGAGGCCAGCAUGCUCGUCAUCCACAGUGAUCUCCAUGGGGGGGGGGAGAAAGAGGGAUUAGAGAAGGUGUGCUCUUGGGGGGGGGUACCCCACCCCUACUAUGGCUUUGUCAGGCUGCCACCCGGGAGGCGUCCCUAGUUACCCUGUUAGUGCUGGUCCCUUGAAGCCAAAGGGCAACCCCCACCCCCACCCCCAGAUCUGUAAGUGCUGAACAAGUAACAGGGCGAGUCGAG
Molecule: messenger RNA, 7485 nt
Organism: Zootoca vivipara (common lizard)
Lineage: Eukaryota; Metazoa; Chordata; Lepidosauria; Squamata; Lacertidae
Gene: NFKB2
Product: nuclear factor kappa B subunit 2
Biological process (GO): signal transduction; regulation of DNA-templated transcription
Cellular component (GO): cytoplasm
Molecular function (GO): DNA-binding transcription factor activity, RNA polymerase II-specific; RNA polymerase II cis-regulatory region sequence-specific DNA binding; protein binding
Source: RefSeq, a predicted model, not a curated record